AGUCCGUGAGUGGCCGAUGAAACGUAAACCGGUCCCCCCUGCGAAGUAGAGCGAUAACCGACCGAACUUCUUUUCUAUAUUUCUUAGAUCUGACUCUCGCCCCUUACCUUUUUAAGCACGCUACAAGAAAAACAAGCAGCGAAGAGCUGCUCCAACCAAGCUCCUCUCUCUCGCGCGUACAGAGAGGGAGUUAAAUCUCAGCAAUAAAAGGACGCGCAAGAACUUUCUGGGGGGUGAAAGAGAGAGAGAGAGAGAGAGAGAGAGAUCCGGGGGAACAGUUUUCUGGUCGAUCCGUCCGUCGAAUCGAAGAUGAAUAUAUUCAGAUUGGCUGGUGACAUGACCCAUUUAGCCAGCGUCCUCGUCUUGCUCCUCAAGAUCCACACUAUCAAAUCCUGCGCUGGUAUUUCCUUGAAGACGCAAGAGCUCUAUGCUAUUGUUUUUGUUACCCGGUACUUGGAUAUUUUUACUAGCUUUGUAUCCCUUUAUAAUACCUUCAUGAAGUUAAUAUUCUUGGGGAGCUCGUUUUCAAUUGUUUGGUAUAUGAGGCGCCACAAGAUUGUUCGUAGAUCCUAUGACAAAGACCAUGAUACAUUCCGCCAUUAUUUCCUUGCACUGCCUUGCUUACUCUUGGCCCUACUUAUCCAUGAGAAGUUCACCUUACAGGAGGUCAUGUGGACAUUUUCCUUAUAUUUAGAAGCUGUGGCCAUACUUCCUCAGCUCAUAUUGCUACAGAGGACUAGGAAUAUUGACAACCUGACCGGACAAUACGUAUUUCUUCUUGGUGCUUAUCGGGCACUCUACAUUCUCAACUGGAUUUAUCGCUACUUCACUGAGCCACACUAUGUUCAUUGGAUAACUUGGGUCUCCGGGCUUGUUCAAACAUUGCUUUAUGCUGAUUUCUUCUAUUAUUAUUUUGAUAGCUGGAAGAACAGCAAGAAGCUUCAAUUGCCAGCUUGAAUUCUUCCUCCCUCUUUUGCUGGGAACUAAAGAUGUCAUGUAAUGCACAAGAUAUGCAGAGGUUGCCACCCAAUAGCUCAGAGAUAUGUCACUUUUUUACAUUAAACUUUCAUGAGGCCAAAAAAGGGACCAAAGAGAAUUUUUUUGGGAUUAUGUUAAGGUAGCAGUCAUGGCAAACAAUGUGCAUCAGCACUAGGGAGGAAACAAGCUACUCUUGUACCUAAUUUUAGUAAAUUUUGUGAAGGAUGAAAUGGUCAAAAACCUGUGUUGUAAACCACCCCCCGGCAAAAUAAAAGACUGUAAUAUGAUAUGUGAUUGCUA
This is a messenger RNA of Juglans microcarpa x Juglans regia, 1278 nucleotides long. Its product is annotated as ER lumen protein-retaining receptor. Gene Ontology annotation, molecular function: ER lumen protein retrieval receptor activity. Gene Ontology annotation, biological process: protein retention in ER lumen; endoplasmic reticulum to Golgi vesicle-mediated transport. Bases 310 to 957 code for a protein of 215 amino acids. The transcript is spliced from 6 exons. NCBI's taxonomy places the organism in Eukaryota, Viridiplantae, Streptophyta, Magnoliopsida, Fagales, Juglandaceae. The record is from RefSeq and is a predicted model, not a curated record. Gene Ontology annotation, cellular component: endoplasmic reticulum; cis-Golgi network; membrane.